CAUUUUGUCAGCGUAGAAUCGAAAAAUUGGGCGAGGUUCAGAAAGUUCUAAUUAAUGUCAAUUGAAAACGAUCUUCCUCAGAGUGUAGUUUGAGCAGCAACAUGAAGUUACUGACGUCGGUAACGACGUGCCUGCUGCUGGCCGCAGUGCUGAUGGACGUGGCGGCACAGGAGAAUGUCCUUACGCGAGUCGCCCCGUCGUUGCUGGAGUGCUACGAGAACCCGACCAUCUUCGAGCGCGACAACCGGUUGCCGAUGACGAUGAAUAUGUUGAUUGAGCUGAUCCGCAAGGUGGAGGAUUCACCCGGGUUCCAGCAGGACAUCCGUCAGCUUUCCAUCAGCCUGUUGCAUCGUUUCCGUCAGGACGGCAUAGUCCGAGCACCGGGUGUAACGAGCAUAACCGGAGUAAUUCCGUUCAGCCCCACCGAAUUCCAGUUCACAAAGCAUCGCGUACUGUUCUCUCGCUUGCUGCCUGGCAAUGCAGUCAACUUCCCGAACGCCACGUUAAGCACCGAAGAAAGGUGUGCAAUCCAUUUCAUGAUAUCGAAUUCUAUCGAUCGGCGAGUGCGUGGAGAUGAGAAUGUCCGUUGUGCGCAGCUCGCGCAGUACCGUGCGGCCCGUGUACCUCGUGAGAUGGACUUCAAAGAUCGCAACAAGGUGCGAUCGAACUACCUCGGUGACAACGAGAUGCUUGCUCAACCGGAAAUGGAUCGCAUACGGGAGCAAAUCAUGAAGUUCAAGCACAAGGCGGGUAAGACCGCUCGUUUCGAGAUGGAUCCGGAUGAGAAUCAUCUGGAAGAGGAACAGGAACCCGAAGAAGUCGUCGCUGAGGAGGACGCCGAGCCCCAGGAGGAACCAGUUGCCGCUGCAGUCGAAGAAGACGAGGAAGCAGGUGAACCUCUUGAAGAGGAUGAUGGAGGUCUUGUGGAGAUUGGAGAUGCGUCGCUCGUGGACAUCGCAUCGAACGCGAUCAGCGCAUGUCCGGUGGAGAACGGAAACGUCUAUACGCCUUGGGGCCCCGUCAUGGCGGGCACGGUAUUGGCCGGCAUUGCGGCAGGACUCGAACCACAAACGGUGCAGCUGCGUGAUCUGAUGUCACGAACGAGUGAGUAUCGUAGCCGGCAAUCGCAGCCGAUGCGUGUUGACAAUCGGUGGGCAGCGACUUUGUCGGGUGAUUUGGCCGAGGUAGCAUUGCUGCACGCCCCAUCGGCGGGAAAUAACGUGCAGGUUGGAGCGGCCGGUGCGUGGAAUAGAACCGUCUCUCCACGCUGGUUCUUCCUCAACCAACGUGAACAUCUGCAGAUGACGGAUGCGGAGAUUCGGGCUGGAAUUGAUGGGCUGCUGAUUGCCACGAACAUCGCUGAGUGGCGUAGUCGGGCCAACAACUUGCGGUUGAGCCAGGUUCUCGACAUGUACUACUCACACCGGGGUGUGUUCAACGAUACAGUGCGAUCGUGCAAUCGGCGUGAUCUUUUCACGACGGUCGCUCCAAUGGUCCAGCUCCGGGAGCAAACGGUCGCGUUUAGUACGGUGUUGGAUCGGGAGAUGCAAAUGCCAUUCACGAUCACGCAGGAUGCGAUCAUCAACUUCUCCGAUCGUUCCACUGAUGCGCUAGCCAACUACAUCCCGACUGCUUUGAAUGAUCUAUCGUGUGAGGCAACGGCCAUUGAGAUGAACGAUCCGACAGUUUGGAGAGCGGCGUCUGAUUUGUACAUCUUCGUCGAUGCCGCCUGGCCGUACAGAGAUGCGUACUCCGUCGUCGCAAACAUUCUGGAUUCGGUUGAUGUGGGUCGCUUCGGUACGACAUACACAGUUUUGAACGCGCGUGAUGGAACUAUCAUCGUGAACACUACACAAUUCUUGUCCGAUUUCCAUACGAUCUACACUCCACAGUUGCAUGAGUCAUUGCCGAACGGGUUGAACAUUCCGAACGUGUUCCGCCAGAUGCGCAACGAAACAGCUAACUUGAUGGAUGCAGAACGGCGUAAUAAUAGCUUGAGCGGACGCUCUAAGAUUGCCCUCAUGAUCGUGCACAUGGAUCGUGUCAGUGAAGGUGACACCAACUUCGCCAUGCAGCAUCUGCAGAUCUUCCGUGAGGAAGUGCCGGACUUGCGCUUCCUGUAUCUAGCGGCAGGAGACGUGGGUCGAUUCAACCGUUUUGUGCGUGAUGAACGUCGUGACGUGUUCCCACUGCGUGAGCUUGAUUCCGGUUCGGUAGUCGACACGGUUCGCGUACAGCUGACCCCAGUCAUCCAGCGGAUACUUCAAGAACCAAGGAGGAUUGUGAAUCCACGCUGUGGUCACAACUGGAUCCCUGAGAACUGGGGAUCGAACUCAAUGAAUCAGUUCGUCGAACCCAGGGGCAUCAAUUUCUACCGCUUGCAUCCAAACUACUUCUUUAGGGAGGGCAACAACCGACGUCUUCGCAUCCAGGGUCAUGGUUUUGCAACGCUAACCGUCUGUCAAUCGCGCUGGGUUGAGCGUCCCAGGCUUAAUACUACGGAGAAUCGAGACUCGAUCGUUUGCCGAACGAUCAACACCGAUUCGGUUGAUAUCGAUCUUUCGAAUGCUUGUGCUGGACACUCGGUCAUUAACACCUGUCCGCCAUUGUUCGUGUCGGUGGAAGGACCUAUCAACCCUCCCGCGGUCAUACGCUGUUCUGAGCCGGAGUGCCGUUUCCCGGAUAAUGCCCGGUUCGCGAUCGUCCUUGACAACAUGGGAUGUUUCAGCGGUGCUAGCAGGACCGUGAGCUCGCUGCUGUUGGCUGCCCUGGCGGCUUUGCUGUUAGUGUUCUUUAAGUAGCGAUAGGAUCUAUAUUUUAGUAGUCUUUUCGGCAUCUUCAAAUACCAACUAGUUUUAAGAGAUACGCUAGCGACGCGUGCCGUUAAUUAAAACCAUUUCACGUCUCCAUUAAACAGUUGCUAAAUGACAUUCUACAAUAGUGCCUAAACCAAACUAGGAGAGAACACCGAUGACAAUUUCAGUAAAUCAAUAUUCGUAAUAAAGGAAAAUCCUUAUACGUCAAGAAGGGCCUGUAUUAUAGGCGGGACUCAAGCGAUUUCUUGU
This is a messenger RNA of Anopheles nili, 3065 nucleotides long. RefSeq lists its product as uncharacterized. The record is from RefSeq and is a predicted model, not a curated record. The transcript has 6 exons. Bases 102 to 2801 code for a protein of 899 amino acids. Lineage: Eukaryota; Metazoa; Arthropoda; Insecta; Diptera; Culicidae.